Effrenium voratum is the source of this 2473-nucleotide messenger RNA. The record is from the annotation of a GenBank genome assembly. Lineage: Eukaryota; Dinophyceae; Suessiales; Symbiodiniaceae.
AAGGCGCAGGACAAAACAUGCAUUGCCCAAACCAGCCCAAAGAAUCUGCCCUGUGCACAUCGGAGCCAUGAAUAUCAAGGUGCUAGAUGUGGAGGAACUUCCGGCCAACACCUUUCUCUCCAUGAGAUAUGGUGAAGUGCGGAAGCAGGCUCCGUUCCGGGCUGGCGAGACCUUCAGCUUCCCCUCUGGCACGAAGGAGCCCAAAGCCUUUACCGUGGAUGUGCUCCGCAAGGUGGCUUCUGCGCAGAUCAGCCUUGCUGGCAUCUCAGCCAUGGGUGCCUGCGUGAAGAAUGUGGAGAUUGAUAGCUUGGACAUCAGCAAUGCUCCGAUGAAAGUCUCUUUUGAAGCUUCAACGCGAGCAAGCGACUCCGAGGAGAAGGGCCUUUCGCGCGGCAAGAGCGCGGCAGAGCGGGCGAAGCAGUACAUGGAGCAGAGCGGCAUCCAGCCCUUUCUCCAGGAGAUGUUUGCAGAGCUGCUCGAGCGGAAGCCCGAAGACUAUUUGGGCUUUCUGGCAGACUUCAUUGACCAGAAGCGCGACGAAGCAGAUCAGAUGGAAGGGAUCGACUUCUCGUUUGAGCCCGGCUUGGGGGACGAAGCCUUGCCAGGCUUUGAGAGCUUUCCGCUGCCAGACCUCUCCAAGCACACCAGCAUUGCCACAGAGGUGCUGCGCAGCAGCACGUUGCGCGAGGCCAUUCCGGAGCUGGCGACCCAGAGUACCUCCAAGGAUGUGACCCUCGCGCGCUGCGUAAAAGCAGCAGUGGACUGUCCCGGCCACCCGUUGGUGAAGGUUGCAGGCGCCUUCGCAGGCGAUGUGGAGAGCUACGACACCUUCCGGGCCUUCUUCGACCCGCUGGUGGCGAAGAUGCACCCGGGCUGGCCCGUGCAGGGCGCGAACUGGCCCCACCCGGUGGAUCAGGAUGUCUCCAAGAUUGCCGAUACCUCCGUGGACUACAUGGGCGUGUAUGUCGUGUACUCGUCGCUGGAAGCGCGCCGGAAUAUCGAGGGGCUGAGAUUCCCGAUGUGCUGCCUCCAGGAGGAGCGCCGGGAGGUGGAGAAGAUCCUGUGCAGCGCAUGCACCAGCUCCGUCGGCUCCUCCCUCCGGGGCUCCUACUUGCCGUUGCGGGGCUCCCAGAGUUGCCCCCUGCGGCCCCACGGCAUGGCCGCCUACCAGGAGGAGCGCCUCCGGAAGAUGAGCAUGCUUCUCACAGAGCCCGACUCCACGCUGAAACUGGCCGCCGGCUUCGGCCGCCAUUGGCCAGACGCGCGGGGCGUCUUUGUGGCGGACACGCCUGGGGUCUGCGUUUGGUGCAACGAGGAGGACCACUUCAGGUUCUUCGCGCGGUCUGAGGGCUGCGACCUGCGGCAGCUCUACGUGCGCCUGGCAAAGGCCAUGCGCGGAGUGGAGGAGGCGGUGACCCGAAAAGGCCAUCGCCUUGCCCGCUCGGAGAGGCUGGGCUGGAUCACCAGCUGCCCCUCCAAGCUGGGGGCAGCCCUGCGCCUCACAGUGACGCUGCGCAUCCCGAAGCUGGCGAAGGCGCUGGAUCUGCCGGCGCUGUGCCAGUCCCUUCAGUUGGUCUGCGACGCCUCCACCAGCGCCAUCUCUGGGAAUUUGUGGCAGCUCCACAGCGCGGACAGCCUGGGGCUGUCGGAGGUCGACUUCAUGAAGUCCAUGGUCCAGGCGUGUCAGCUGCUGGUGAGCCUCGAGCAGCGCCUGGAGAAGAACCAAAGCAUCUUCCCGGUGCUCCCUGGCAUCGGAUUCGAGUAUCCCAGCCGGUUUCCACGCGGAAGCUGUCCGAAAGAGAUGCCGGAUUUGUCAUCAUGCAGCAGUCUCGUGGCCGCCUGCCUCCGCGCUGAGCCAGAGCUCUACACCAAUUUCUGCCAGCUUAGCACCUCCAGGAACACUGGCCUUGGCGACUGCCUGCGGCCUGGUUUCGAUCCGGAAGUGGGCAAGCACAGGACGCAGACUGGUCUGGUGGCUGGUGACGAGGAGUGUGUGGACACCUUCAAGGACAUCUUCUUGGCGGUUCACAGACAGCUGCAGCCGCAGCCCUUUGAGCUGCCCAGCCAGUAUCAGAGAUUGGACACUGUUCAGCUGCCCUGCAAGUGGGUGAAGAUCGAGAUGCGGCGCAAUAUCUCGGGCAUCAGGUUUGCGCCCUGCACCUCCAGCGCUGAACGACGAGAGGUGGAGCGGCUCCUGCUGCGGAGCCUCCAGGCUGCGCCAUCUUCUGGCAAGUAUUUGCCCUUACCCUUAUCGACCAGCUAUCCCUUGAUGCCCAACGGGACAGACCCACAGGAAGAGCAGCGACUUGUCCAGCUUGGCAAGUUGUUCACCUUCCCCCGGACCCCAGCGGAGCUGAGUGCGGGCGUGGGAAGAGAAUGGCCUGAUGCGCGAGGGGCCUUUGUGAUGGACAGCGAAGAUGCCGCCGGCGAGACGGUGCUGUGGAUCAACCAAGCCGACCACCUCCGGCUCAGG